AUGAAUCCAGGCGAGAGCCGUGCCAUCCAUCCGGACGGCGAGCUAUUCCUCAACAACACAAACACAACCACUUCCUCCUCCGGCAGGCCGGACAGACAAAUUGAGCCGCUACGCAUCAAUAAACGGGACUCGGCCAGUCCCCAGUCUGCCUCAAGCCCACCUAACAUCCCCCUUCCCUACCCCGAUGACCGGCCCCGUCCGCAACUGCGCUCGUCGAGCUCACACGAUGCCCGUCCUACGGAUGGCUUGCGAUACAACUCGCCGCCCCCGGCCAGCGCGGGUUCAGGGUCUGGCUCAGUAAGCCCCGCAGAUUACCCGUCUGCACUGCGUCCCCGCGAUGGCCGCGAGCCCCGCGUCGCAACUCUAGCUGAGCGUCGCGGCGCAGCGCCCAAGCCGCUCCCCGAAUCCCCAGGUCCCGAUGCACCAGAUGCUGCUGCCCUCGCAGCAAGGCCAUACCCCCGGCCACCGACAGCCUCGGCACCCGUCGAGACCGGCGAGCAGCAAUACGACUAUCGCCAGCAGUACUACCCACCACCGGUCAGCGCAUCGUCCAGACCAGGCUCGAAUCUAGCCCCGCCCUCCUCGUCUUCAGGGAUUAAUCGCAUCAGCUCAACGGCAUCGACAUCGACGACCCGUGCCCAGCGCGGAUCACCCCCGCCUCCGGAGACGCCUAUCGUGGGUCCUGGCCAGCAACCGGGCUCUGAUAUUGAGGCCCGGUAUGCGGCGGCGGGGAUUGCGGGGACGGGAACGCUGGCUGGAUUGCAGUCGCAGAGCUCGGCCGCGGCGCAGAGACGUGCUGAGCAGUAUGUUGGGCAGCAGCCGACUUUUAGUCAGCAGGACUCGCAGAGGCCGUGGACGCCGACUGAGUUGCCGGGUUCGCAGCCUCAUGGGCCGCCGACGGUGUAUCAAGGUGCUGAGGUAGUUAGUCCCGGGCAGGGUGUGGCCCAGGUGCAACAACCGGGUCAGUAUGGUAGUCCGCCGCAUCAGCAUCCGGGGCAGUAUGGAACUCCUACACCCCAACAUCCGGGGCAGUACAGCAGUCCUCCGCCGCAGCAUCCUAGUCAGUACGGAGGUCCUACGCCGCAGCAUCCCAGUCAGUAUGGCAGUCCUCCGCCACAGGCCCAGCAGUCGCAGCUGGCUCCGCUGGACCAGUCAUCGAGGAUCCCUGCGAAUGCGCUGGAGCACGAUAUUGAUCGCAUGCGCAUCAGUGAUGAGCCUCCUCCUGCUUAUUCGAGUGUUUCUGGCGCGGGUGCUGCUAACGGGUACCCGAAUGAGAAGCCGGGUGUUGCCGCGGUGGGUGUUGCUGCGGGUACGGCGGCUGGAGCAGCUGCUGGUGCUAUCGCUGGGCAUCCUGCUAUUGUCAACCAAGGUCAUCCAGCUAUAACCUCUGCGCCCUCGCCUGCACCGACUGCUUCAACGGAGGGCCAUCCUGCCUUUGCGAAUGAUCUACGGCAACAGUCUGGCGCGGGCCAGUCGCCUCAGAGCGCCGUUGCUAAUGGCCAACCUCAGUAUCCGCAGCAGCAGCAAGCACAGCAACCUGUUCAGCAACAAGCAUCGUACCCGGCACAGGUUGCCUCUCCAGGACCCUCCGGCCCCCCACCGGCCUCUCCUCCACCUUUGCCAGAGGGUUGGAUUGCGCACCUCGAUCCUAACUCCGGCCAGUACUAUUAUAUCCAUCUGCCCACGCAAUCUACACAGUGGGAGUUCCCGAAGGGUCCCACGCCUUUGAACCUGAACGAAACGCCCCUCUCUCCCGUUGGAAGUGUGUACAGCAGCCAUCCUCUGACAUCCCCGGGCUUGUCAGCUUUCGGCAAGCCUCUAGCCUCUCCCGGUGUUCCCCUGACCCCAGGCUUUGAGAGCCUGCAAUCACCGAUGGCGGGAUUCACAGGCCCUCCACCGAGCAGUGGUAUGGACAUCUACAAAACCGCCCCAACCAACGGCGUCUACUUUGGCCCGUAUCUGCGAUACACGAACAUGGAUCUCGAGCGCGGUCUUUGGCUUGGAUCCAUUCUCCUCGUUACCGACGCCGCCCAACCGCCUACAAUCCACCUGCAUCAAAGCGUGGACCUCUCCCCGAACCCGCGACAGCUCAAGGCCAUCAAUAUCGCCGCACACCAGCGAUGGACCUUCUACAAGUACGAAAUCGAUCUGCAAAUGGACGAUGCCGGUCCCGCAAAGUGGACCUACGCCAUCACCUCCCAUCUCGGCUGUACACGGUACGAGUUCCUCGUCGCAGGCCGACACGAGACGAACUGGCGAUUCAUCGCAACAUCCGGCAACGAUUUCUCGCUCAAUGUGAACGCGAACGAGCGCGCGCGUCUCGGCGGCGUUGGCUUCAUGUGGAAGGAUAUCAUGCAGAAGCACAAUGAGAUUGGCGGUUUCCAUACACAGUUGUGUCUUGGUGGCCAGAUCUAUGCUGAUCGUAUGUGGAAGGAGAUUCCGUGUUUGAAGCAGUGGCUUGCGAUUAGUGGGAAGGAGGCGAGGAAAAAUGCGCCGUGGACGGCGGCUAAUCAGCAGGAUGUCUCGCAUGCGUAUUUCCAUUAUUAUACGAGUCAUUUUGAUCAGCCGUAUCUGAGGGAGAGUUUUGCGCAGAUUCCUUAUAUCUGCCAGAUUGAUGAUCAUGAUAUCUUCGAUGGCUUCGGCUCGUAUCCCGAGCAUAUGCAGUUCUCGAAUAUGUUCAAGAACAUUGGCCGCAUCGGUAUCGAGAUGUAUCUCCUUUUCCAGCACCACACAACUCUCGACAUCCUCCGCAAUGUCAACAACGACACUGAUCUCUUCACCAUCACCGGCACUGGCUGGCACUUUGUCAAGUACCUCGGUCCCGGCGUCGUUGUCGUCGGACCAGACUGUCGCUCCGAGCGUAAUCCACACCAGGUCAUGGCCGGUCCCACGUACCAGGGUCUCUUCCCCAAGGUUGCCAUGUUACCUCCGAGUGUACAGCAUUGUCUGUGGAUGGUCUCUAUGCCUUUGAUCUACCCCCGUCUGGAGACGGCCGAGCAUAUCGCGCAGACUGUUGCUACAGGCAAGCGAGCCGUUACCGGCGCGUAUAACGUGUUGGGUAAGGUGACCAGCUCGGUUGCUGGCGUCGUUGGUGCGAAGGAGUUUGUUGGCUCGGGCUUUGACUCUGUCAAGCGUGCUGUUGGCAAGUCAGGUCUUAUGGGUGGUAUUUUGAGUCCAUUUGGCGAGUUCGAUCUCAUGGAUGAAUUGCGUGAUCAAUGGACGCAUGAGUCCAAGGACCUCGAACGCACCUACCUAAUCCGCACCCUCCAAGGAAUCGCCCACCAAAAAUCCCUCCGAAUGACCUUCCUCUCCGGCGCCGUCAACGUCUGCGGCGCCGGCCUAGUCCACGACCCCUCCCAACCAACCGACCACAAAACAAUGUACCAACUCAUCGCCUCGCCAGUCGUAAACACCCCACCCCCCUCCUACGUCGUCAAACUCCUCCACAGCAACUCCAAACCCCUCUACGUCCCCGCCAACGGCCACCGCUCCUCGUCCACACCCACCGAUACAAAGGAGGACAUGAUGGAGAUUUUCCAGACGGAUGUGAACGGCCAGCCGCGUGAGCAUAAGAAACUUAUGGCGAGGAGGAAUUAUGUUGCGAUCGUUGCGUAUGAUCCGGAUGUGGUUUCUACGCCGGCUUUUGGGAUGCAGAUGCAUCAGCAGGCUUUUAGUGCGGUUAAGGCGAAGUUGAGUCUGGCCGCGGACUUUAUGGUGCAGGGGGACGGGGCUUAUGCUAAUGUUGUUAAGUUUGGACCGGUUAUUGUGCCGUGUUUGGAGGAGGGGAAGUAA
Penicillium subrubescens is the source of this 3792-nucleotide messenger RNA. Its product is annotated as WW domain protein. The transcript is spliced from 3 exons. The record is from RefSeq and is a predicted model, not a curated record. NCBI's taxonomy places the organism in Eukaryota, Fungi, Ascomycota, Eurotiomycetes, Eurotiales, Aspergillaceae. Gene Ontology annotation, cellular component: membrane. Gene Ontology annotation, molecular function: protein binding. Bases 1 to 3792 code for a protein of 1263 amino acids.